AUGUUGUUAAAAAACUUUUCAGUGAUUGCUUUUAUAGUUUUUUUGGUACAAGCUGCUGUAGUUCCACAGAUUGAUCCAAGAGAUGAUUCAGCAGAUAUGUUGAGUACACUUACAUCCAGUACUAGUAUUCUUAGCAACUUUUUCAGUAUUUUGAAUUCGGGUAAGAGUCUUGGACUUUUUGACUUUAGUAGCCUUUCAAGUUCCUCAGGUAUUGAUUUUUCAAACCUUGGUUCAGCUAGCUCGUUGGGUUCUCUUUUGGGAAUGGGACUUUUUAAAGAGAAGCGUGAAAUUAUUAGUGGUCCUGAUGCUAAAACUGUUAGAAAUAAUGAUGAUUUACCUUUGGAUAGUUUUCUUGCUGUGAAAUUCUUGGAAGGACUCGGUUUUACCUUUGGUGAGCCUCAUGCUGAUGGGUCAGGAAGAGAUUCUAGACCACCUUUGAGACGCUAUGGAGCCAAGCGAGAUAGUAGAGCAGUACUGUAUUGCCCCGAAUCUAGUCCAUGUUGUUCUCAGUUUGGUAUAUGUGGAACUGGUGCUUACUGUUUAGGAGGUUGUGAUAUUAGACACUCGUAUAAUUUAUCCUCAUGCAUGCCUAUGCCCCGAAUGGAUGAUUAUUCCAUUACCUUUAACUCCAAAGAAGAAGUUGAGCAGAUUGAGGCACAAACUAAGUAUUUGGGUAACUCCACAGAAGCAGAUUGGGUUUAUACCGGAUGGGUCGACUAUCAUGAUGACUCCUUAUUGAUCCAAAUGCCUAAUCACACUACAGGUACAGUUGUUUCGUCAACAAAGUAUCUUUGGUAUGGAAAAGUUAGUGCCAAAUUCAAAACAUCUCGUUCUCGUGGUGUUAUUUCUGCUUUUAUAUUGUUUUCAGAUGUUCAAGAUGAGAUUGAUUAUGAGUAUGUUGGUUAUGAUUUGAGUACUCCACAAUCAAAUUUUUACGCACAGGGUAUUCUAAAUUAUACCAAUUCGAGAAACUCGACUGUGAAUGAUACUUUUGAAUACUACCAUUUGUACGAAAUAGACUGGCAUGAGGACCACGUUGAUUGGAUUGUUGAUAAUGAGAAAGUGAGAACUUUGAACAGGGCUGACACUUGGAAUGAUACAACCAAGAGAUACGACUUUCCUCAAACGCCAUCAAGAAUCCAAUUCUCUUUAUGGCCAGGUGGAGAUCCAUCAAAUGGGUUGGGUACUAUUGAGUGGGCUGGAGGUGAAAUUGACUGGAAUUCGCCAGAUAUUCAAGAUUAUGGCUAUUUUUAUGCCCGUUUGGCAGAAAUCAAAGUGGAGUGCUAUGAUUUACCAGGUGGAGUCAAACUUGAUGGUAACUCCACCAAUCAAGCCGAUUAUCCUGCCUUUUUGUAUAACAACACCGAUGGUUACGAGUCUCAUGUCAUGUUAACAAAUAAAAAGACCUGGUUAGGUAAUUACGAUGCUACUGGGUUCAACCCAGAUAAUGAAAAUGAAAAUAGUAGUCAGAGCAAGAAUAAUGUUACAACCACGAUUAUCAGCACCAGUGGGUCUAGUACAAUAACCAGUGUUCGUACAACUACAGCAGACCAAUCGGUAGACAUUCCAGCUCAAAACACUGCUGCCGCUAAUCAAGCAACUGCAGCACCUCAAGCCUCAGAUAAUGAUUACGAUCCAAAUGCAGGUACUGGUGGCUUUAUUCAAGAUUCUAGAGAGUCUCUGACCGUUGCUGGAUCCUCUACUGGAGGUGCAGCUGCAAUAACGUUGGAAGCUAGUAAAAAAGUUGGAUUAACGAGCAUAUUCCUUGCAAUUUGUUUGGGGUUUUUGUCAUACCAUCUAUAG
Messenger RNA from Lodderomyces oxycetoniae, 1803 nucleotides. It is a transcript of the gene UTR2, whose product is annotated as Utr2p. Gene Ontology annotation, molecular function: hydrolase activity, hydrolyzing O-glycosyl compounds. The record is from RefSeq and is a predicted model, not a curated record. Lineage: Eukaryota; Fungi; Ascomycota; Pichiomycetes; Serinales; Debaryomycetaceae. Gene Ontology annotation, biological process: carbohydrate metabolic process. The coding region runs from base 1 to 1803 and encodes 600 amino acids. The transcript has 3 exons.